UGAUAUCUUGUCCUCUAGGAUAGGCUAGGGCUAGUGGGAGGAGCAAUGCACGAGGAGCGAUCGAAGGCGCCAGUGCUUGUUCGAUUGAAAGGGAAAUGCGGCGAUGUGCGCUGCGCAGUGAAUGGUUGUCAGGAGCGAUCGAUUGCCGCAGUGCUUCUGGAUCGUGACGCGAGGAGUGGUGCCGACACUGUCAGGCAAAGAAAGAGGGCUGGAGCUUUACAGAAGAUGCCGAAGGAAGAAUCAUCAGAAGAAGCUAUGUACGGUGAUUUUCAGUGCAUCAUCAGGCCACGCUCAGAAUGGAAAAGGAUUUUGUCAGCUGGGUGAACUGGAUUGGUUCCCUCAAGCAUUCCAUGUUCGGAAAGACAGCUAGGAACAGGAUCAAAGUUGCGAGGACGAUUGUGGUGAGCAAGACAAUUGGGGAGGGUGACUACACGACGGUUCAAGCGGCUUUGAACUCUAUACCUGACUACAAUGGCGAGCGCAUUGUCAUCCACAUCAAUCCCGGCUACUACAGAGAAAAAGUUACGGUUCCAAUAACGAAGCCUUACAUUACACUCCAGGGCUCUGGAGCGUGGCUUACCAUCAUCGACUGGAAUGAUACAGCAAGCAGUCCUGGUCCUGGCGGACAGCCGUUGGGAACCUUUGAGAGUGCAACAGUUGGAAUUUACGCGUCGUUUUUCAUUGCUAAGAACAUUACGUUUAAGAAUUCUGCUGUAUUUUUUCCUGGAGCACCAGGGAAACAAGCUGUUGCCCUUAGAAUUUCUGGUGACACAGCUGCUUUUUAUGGUUGUCAUUUCUUGGGAUCCCAAGACACUCUAUACGAUCACAGUGGCCGUCACUACUUCAGAGAGUGCUACAUUGAGGGAUCUAUAGAUUUCAUAUUCGGAGAUGGCCAUUCAUAUUACUACAAAUCUCAUCUACACGCUGCUGCUGAGAAUUGUGGUGGAAUUGGUGCAUUAGCAGCCCAAAAGCGAACCAACCAAAGCGAACGAACUGGUUUUUCUUUUGUGAACUGCAGGGUCACCGGUUCUGGAACAAUCUUUUUAGGACGAGCUUGGGGUGACUUCUCUCGGGUUGUUUAUGCAUUUACGUACAUGGAUAACAUAGUUGUCCCGGAGGGUUGGGACAACUGGGGAGACCCCAAUAAAGAGCACACUGUGUUUUUUGGGCAGUACAAGUGCUCGGGACCAGGAGCCAAUCAUGCAGGACGUGUAGCGUGGUCUCACGAGCUCACACCGGGACAGGCACAACCUUUUCUAGAUCCAAGCUUCAUUGAUGGCUCUCAGUGGCUCCCAACUUAGAGAGACAGAGCUGGACGUGUAUAUAAUUUAUAGUUGAAGGAAAAGCAUUUGCUGCUUUGCGCACGAUUGCUUGUCAUAGUUUGCGACAUUUUCUUACUUUUCUAAUGCCUGGGCCUGUAGUAUCUUGCAAUCUGUUCAGCUGAUUUGCUCUUUCUGCAUCCACAGCGAACUCUCGUAAGUAUCCUAUUCAUAUCUGAUUCCAAUCCACAGGGCUCCGUGCAUUUUUCGAGCUGGAAAAUCAGAUUACUUGCAACUUGGUUGAUCCAGGUACCUUGAAAGUUUGCCAGCAAGCGAAGUUUUAAAUCUCGUGCUAGAAGCUUAUCUUGGUUGCAGUCAGCAGUGAGAGAUACAAAUCCGUCAGCACGGCGGAGAUUUGCUUCGAUGUCGAUGGAAUAGAAAUUCCAGUGAAACUUUGUGAGAGACGUCGUCUUCUCCAGACGGGCGGGCAUUUAUUUCGUCCGGGCGAAGCCUUCUUCGGCAGCGGUGCCUGUGGGAUCCAAAGAAGAGCGACUACAAAGUACAUAGACCGGUGGACAGUAAGCGAGUUACGCGGUGCAACCACUCAGAGUUAAUGGUCCAUGGACGACAUUCCGUGAAAGCAGUGAACAUUUAUGGAUCCAACAACCAAGCUUUGACGAGCGGUUCGUGUUAUUGUUUUCAGCUUCUUCUGCAUGGCAUUUGUGAGGGAACGCACUCAACCAGUUGCUGCUGCCAAGGGAGCACAGCACAAUCUGUGUUGAUAGCGAAGGCUCCUUUUCUUGAGGUAUUCUUUUCUUUUUCCGAGCAUUAAACGCCUGAUCUUUGCAAGCAAUCAGGUACAAUAAUUUCGCGUGUCCAGCCAUUUUCUAUGCCUCCAUUUCAUCAGGUAAGCAAGACGAGAAAGAGAGAGCAAAAAAAAAGAGAGAGAAAAACUUUCGGAAAGAUCCAUCAAGCAACGCUCUCUUUCGUUUGCAGCAAACACAGGCAGUCCCUCUCGCCCGAUCAACUUGUCAAGAUGGGUGGAAAAUAAAAAAGGAAAGAGCUUUUGGUCGCAUGGCCCUCCCGUGACGCCGAGCUCUAUUAAAAUCCUCUCACGUUUUGAGCUUCAAGGGGAGGUGGCGUAGCAAUCCACAUUACUUACAUCGCUCUUUUCCCUCCCUCUUUCUUCGGUGAAUUUUUUUGGGAGUUUUCAAUGUGUAGUAGCGUUGUUUUCGUGCCGCCGUAUAUUCCCCUCUCGCUCUCUCCUUUUUUGCUUUCCACCGCCUUUUAAGUUCGAACAAACACUCACUAGAAGCCCGA
Messenger RNA from Selaginella moellendorffii, 2579 nucleotides. Its product is annotated as probable pectinesterase 53. Bases 297 to 1301 code for a protein of 334 amino acids. The record is from RefSeq and is a predicted model, not a curated record. NCBI's taxonomy places the organism in Eukaryota, Viridiplantae, Streptophyta, Lycopodiopsida, Selaginellales, Selaginellaceae. Gene Ontology annotation, molecular function: pectinesterase activity. Gene Ontology annotation, biological process: cell wall modification. The transcript has 10 exons.